Messenger RNA from Scutellospora calospora, 284 nucleotides. Lineage: Eukaryota; Fungi; Glomeromycota; Glomeromycetes; Diversisporales; Gigasporaceae. The record is from the annotation of a GenBank genome assembly.
AUUGUUCUUCGAAAGCCCAAAAACUAUCUCAAAGAGCUUCUGAAAAAAUGCCAUCUCAUAAAUUCUUCGAAAGGAUAUUACCUCAUCCCAAGAAACUCUUGUACAAACGGACUCAACAUGAAUCUGAAAAUUUAAUCAUAGAUCUGGAAACUUUGAAUGAUGGGAAAUAUCCACCAGAAGUAACAGUAGGUCUUAUUGUACAGUAUUACGGAUAUAGUGAUGAUUAUAGAAAAGAUGUUAAGCAAGCAACAUUCUAUGGUUACUUUCAUAUUCACACUGGUUAG